GCAAAAACCACCCAGAACGGGUUCACAACUGUUUCUAACCGUCCAACCCCAGCCACCCACUACUAAGCCUCCCCCCAAGGGCCGAACCGCUGCCCCCCCGACAGGGCGGUGUCCGCCAACCCAACCACUAAAAUUCGCGAGGUCAAAAUCUCCUCAUGAAUCCCGAGUUUCCUUCCUGCAAACAACCUUCACCAUUCUCUCGCGCCCGGGGAGGAAGGCCCCACUCUGCGAAGUGAAGGAAAAAAAAAAAAACAAAAAAAAAAGGCGGUCUUCAAUAACACAAUUCCACGGGUCAUCGAUCAGAAACACUAAAAGUCCUAUACUUAAACCCCCAGAACCCUCAAUCGCCUGUCACCCGCGUGUUAUCAACUUUUCACCUCCAUCGACCUUGCGCGCGCACGCGCGGGCGGCAACUUCAUCAUCCACUCAUUCCAAUCUCACCCUCACCAAUCCCCUCAAACCAAACCAAACCAAUAAAGAGAGAAAGAAAGAAUCAAAAUGGUCUUCAUCCGGCUAAUCAUAAAAGUCUACCCACGGGAACAACUCUCGCGCCCAUUCCCAACCCCAAACAGGAAGUCAUUCAACACCACCGAACCCGAAACGAAGCCCGCGUCCUUCCUCCUUGCGCUCCCCAAUCCGGAAGAAAUCACGCUCGGCCAGCUGGCCGGCCUGAUCCGAUCGAAAUGGACCAAACUCCGGCCCAAUGCCGAGCCUCUCGAUAUCAAGAAAUUGCUGGAUGAUAGUCGCGACACGGUCGAUUUGGAUGUGGAUAUGACGGUGGCUGAUGUGUGGGUGAAUCAGGCCCGUGCGAAACGUGAUGAGGAUGAUCAGGUCGGGACGGUGAGGGUUGUGCAGAGGCCUGCGGCGUAUGCGCCUGUUCGGUUUCCUUCGGUGGAUCAGGAUUGGGGGGUGGGUAGGGAGGAGAAGUUUACGGGGAAGUUUGAGACGAUUCAGGAGGCUGCAGAGAGUGAGACUGACAGUGGGAGUGGCAGUGAGGAGGAGAGUGACGACGAGGAAGAGGAGAGUGAGAGUGAGAAGAAGAAUGUGAUCGAAUCGCGGGCUAUGGAAGUGGAUGGCAAGGACGAUGAAGAAAGUGAAACCGAUGAGAGUGAAGAGGAUGAGGGAAGUGAGGAGGAGAGCGAGAGUGGAAGCGAGGGAGAUGAGAAUGAGCAGGUCAAUGGACGCACCAACGCGGAGGAGUCUGGGGAUGGAGGUGAGAGCGAAGAAGAAUCGGCCCCGGACAACGACGUCCGCAUGGAGGAUAGUUUGCCCGAAACGCGAGUGCUCAAGAGAAAGAUGAGCCCCGAGGAGCUCGAGCCCAAAAAGCAACCCCGUUUAACACAAUCGAGUCAGGCGACUGAAGCUGACACCGACAACGUGAAUGGAGCCCCGGUGACCAGUCCCUUGGGGACGCGCAAGCGCAACGCUGAUAGAGCGCCGUCGUUCUCUGGGGUUGGUCGACGCUUGAGCUUUACAGAGAGGCCGGCCCUGUCACAUGGCCUUGGUCUGGAUUCUACACAAUCCGAGUCUGUUCCGAAUGACGCAAGAUUGUCGCCGACAUCUGUUCCCCCGAGUAGCGCACCACCUGCUAUCCGUCGCAGCUCGGGCAAUCAGCACCCCGCAACCCCGGCCAAGUUACAAACCCCGGCAGAUAAGGUCCGACUGCUCCAAUCCGCUCUGCGCAAGGACUCCCCCGCCGAGCGGUCCCCCGAACGCCGAUCCGUGUCCUUCGCCGAAGGAGAAGACCAUGCCAUUCCUACCUCCGUCCCUGUCACGAGGCCAACUGCCCGGGUCCCCCAUGAGAAGCCGACGAAUGGGACCAACUCCGGCUCUAAGCCGGCUCCCCCAGAGCCAGAAGAACCGUCAGAGGAAGAACAGGGCCGGUCGGAAGACGAGGAGCUGGAGUUCAGCAAGGAACUAAACAUGGAGAUAAACGAGUACGACAGGGAACUCCAAACGAACGACCUGGAUGAGAAGUCCGAAUACACUCGCAAAGUGAAAUUAGCAGCGAAGAAAUGGCAGAUUAUGAAGAACAACAUGAACAAGACCCGGAGAAGAGAGCAAGAGAGGUACAAGAACGCAGUUAACGAACUCAAGGUGUUACAUCCCCAGAUUGUCGAGCUCAAGGAGUUCAACAAACCACCCGCCCAGCGCCCCAAGUCCCAGAUAUCGAAUGGCACUCCAGCUACAAGAAAGCUAUCCCGAGAUCCUACCAGUUCGCAGAAUCGCAGAUCUCAGGAUCCCUGGGACGUUGAAAUUCUAACUCCAAAUGCGAACUCCAAAAAGCUUAUUCCGACAAACCUUCCAUCCUCACAGGCCAGUCGCAAGUCUUCCGAACGCGACGAAGUCCAACCCCAAGAACAACAGAAACCACAAUGGAGCGCCGAAAUCCCCACGGCUAAGACUGCGAGUAGUUUAGAAAAACGGCCAGAGCCUAGAAAGCUAUCCCAAGAGAGACCUCCAUCUCCACCCACAGAAUCCGAAUCUGAAUCCGAAUCUGAAUCUGAAUCUGAAUCUGAAUCAGAAAAAUCCGGAUCCGAAGAAAACACGACGGAGCACAAGAAACCAUCUUCACAGGAGAAGCCACCAUCCCCACCCGCAGAGUCCGAGUCGGAAGAGGAAUCCGGCUCCGAGGAAGAGGAAGACAAUACCGCACCAAACCAGCCUAACUCCCCGACCAAACCGUCUCCCCAGAUUGAGGUAUCUGUACCCGAGCCCGUCCCCGAGCCCGGCUCAGGCUCGGACUCGGAACAACAAUCCGGCUCCGACGAAGAGGAAGAGGAGGAAGACGACGACGAGAACGACAGAUCCACGGAUGAAGAAAGCGAGAACGAAGACGACAACAAACGCGAAGGAAAAGAAGCGGAAAUAGUCCAACAACCAGAACCACAAGAAGACGAUAUCGUCCCAGAAACAGAAGAAGAGCGAGAACAAGAAACCACAACCCAGGCCCAACCCAACCCACCAUCAACCGAAACACCCUCCAACAAACCCGACCCAGCCGCCGAAGAAACUGCCUCCGACACGGACGAAGAAGAAGAAGAAGAAGAAGAAGAAGAAUCAGAUGACGAAUCCGAAAAAGAAAACCACCACCCUCUCCCCAAAUCAACCCCACCAACUAAAGCCAACGUCCCUCGUCGCACCAGUCUCAAUCCGCCUUCAUCACAACCGAACGCGCCCUCCAGCCAGCAACAGCCAACCUCCUCCCAAUCCACCCCCACAGGCUCCCGACCAACCCGCAAUACCCUCAAAACCCUCCUCUUCCAACAGCGCGCAGAGCAGGCGCAGGCGCGUUUAAAGAAAGAGGAGGAGGCGGCGAAACGGAAUACCCAACCGCGUAAGGAUAUCUUCUCGGGGCCAGAUAGUGAGUCCGAGGAUGAGGACGAGAGCGACAGCGAGAGCGAGAGUGAGAGUGAGAGUGAAAGUGAGAGCGAUAGUGGUGCGGAUGCCGGGGAUAUCUUGUCCAGUGGAACGAUAGGGAAGUUAAGGGCCGCUUUGCCGCGGAGGUGAGCCUUUCUUCACUUCCUUGCUUUGUAUCAUUUGUGUCGUUUAGUAGUUUGUUUCUUAUUGUAUUGUUUGUUUUCUUUCUUGGAUGCAGGUCGUUAAGUGAUGAGUAGAGUGUAUCUAAUUGAAUCUGAGCAUAUGUCCGUACUG
Molecule: messenger RNA, 3654 nt
Organism: Aspergillus pseudotamarii
Lineage: Eukaryota; Fungi; Ascomycota; Eurotiomycetes; Eurotiales; Aspergillaceae
Exons: 2
Coding region: 499-3510 (1003 amino acids)
Source: RefSeq, a predicted model, not a curated record